Molecule: messenger RNA, 1377 nt
Organism: Recurvomyces mirabilis
Lineage: Eukaryota; Fungi; Ascomycota; Dothideomycetes; Mycosphaerellales; Teratosphaeriaceae
Gene: INT6
Product: eukaryotic translation initiation factor 3 subunit E
Exons: 2
Coding region: 1-1377 (458 amino acids)
Biological process (GO): translational initiation
Cellular component (GO): eukaryotic translation initiation factor 3 complex; nucleus; cytoplasm
Molecular function (GO): translation initiation factor activity
Source: RefSeq, a predicted model, not a curated record
AUGGCUUCACAACAACCCACCAGCGCAAGCGACAUGCUGAACGGCGCAACCAAAACCGUCCAAGCACCAGGCGAGAUCGCAAAAGACAACUCGAUCAUGAAGGAUCUCCUCCCCAAUCUAGACCGACAUCUCUGCUUCCCCCUCCUCAAUUUCCUCGAAGAAGAGACGCCCGAAGACGAAGACACGACCGAGAUCACAAAACUGAAAUUCGCCCUUCUCUCACCCACCAACAUGCACGACUUCACCGGCGACCUCUACGCCCAGAUCCACAACCUGUCCGAGCGACCAGAGGAGUAUGCGAAGAAGCGGGAAGGAGUGAUGGAGCAGUUGGCAAAGUACCAGGAGGAGACGGAAGGUCUGCAGAACCUGCUCGCGGAUGCCGAUGUGGUGGGCAACCUCAGAAGUGACAAGGAGUCGAACAUGAAGUACCUCAAGGACAGCCACGGCGUAACACCGCAGAUGGUAGAGCAGCUCUACGAAUUCGGCCAAUUCCAGUACUCCUGCGGCGACUACAACAGCGCCGCCGAACUCCUCUACCAAUACCGCAUCCUAUCCACCGACAACGAGCGCGUCAACGCCGCAUCCUGGGGCAAACUCGCCUCGGACAUCCUAACCACGAACUGGGAAGCCGCACUAGAAGAAGUGACGAAACUCAAAGAGAGUAUCGACGGCCGCCUCAUGAACAACCCGCUCGCACAGCUCCAACACCGCACCUGGCUAAUCCACUGGUCCCUCUUUCCCUUCUUCAACCACGAGCCAGCGCGCGAAGUCCUGACCGAACUAUUCUUCAGCCCGACUUACAUCAACACCAUCCAAGUCUCCUGCCCUUGGGUCCUACGGUACCUCACCGCAGCCGUGAUCACGAACCGUAGUCGACCGGGGAAUAAGACGAAUUAUCUCUACGGUAAUUACCAGAAGCAGUUGAAGGACUUGGUGCGGAUUGUAAGGCAGGAGCAGUAUGAGUACAGCGAUCCCGUGACUGGGUUUAUCAAGGCACUAUACGUCGACUUCGACUUCGAGGAGGCGCAGAAGAAAUUGAGCGAGGCGGAUGAGAUCCUGCGGUCCGAUUUCUUCCUCGUGGCCGCCGCGGACAAUUUCCUCGAUGCGGCGAGGCAUUUGAUCUCGGAGAGUUAUUGCAAGAUUCAUCAGCGGAUCGAUAUCAAGGACCUCUCCACCCGCCUCGGCCUCUCCUCCGACGAAGGCGAGAAGUGGAUCGUGAAUCUCAUCCGCGAUACCCGCGUCGACGCCAAGAUCGACUAUCAGGCCGGCACGGUCAUUAUGAAUCAUCCACCCAUGAGCGUGUAUCAGCAGGUGAUUGAAAGAACCAAGGGGGGGUUCUUUAGGACGCAGGUGCUUAGUGCUGCUGUUGCUAAAUAG